AUGGGCAGUGUUGUGGAUUCCCUGCUGCGGCGCUCCACGGUGAAGAUGGACACUUGUAAUUCUUCUCAAGUGGUGAAUCCGAACCGCUUCGUCCGCUCAAGUCCUGGAAGAGCUCGACAAAACGUGAAUGAUAACAUGAUGUCGACUUCGACUUGGACGGAAGGAGAGUCAGGAAUUGGAUCAGAACUGCUCAGGUCAACAAUUCCACCUGAAAACGCCACAUCAAUGAAUCGAAGCCAGCUUGUAUCAAUAUCCGACGAGGUGGUGGAGGGUUCACGCCAGACUCCGAGAAACCGCUGGGCGCAGUGUAGAGAAAUGAGCCUCAAUAAAAGCAAACAACGCAUAUCUACUGCUCAGAAAGAUCUUGAUGGAAUCCUCAACAUUGAAACCGAACAAAGAAAUGCCUUGGCCGCCGUUAGUCGUAUUCUUAAUCAAUAUUCAUCACACAGAGCAUCUGCAUGCGCUGACGCCCGACAUCACCCGCGACGGAGCCGCAACACCGAUGCUGUGAAUAUGUCUGUUUACCGCAAUACAGCCUCAGCUCUCCUCUACCCACAUAGAAGUCACAAUCUUGUUCUAUGGACGGCAAAACAUCCGACCUACUGUACAAAUUUACUUGAUGUAAGAUCCGUGAAUAGACAAGGUCUCAAAUGCUCUGACUGCGGGGUCAAAUGUCACGAGAGGUGCAGAGACAUGCUUUCUAUUGAUUGUCUCCAGCGUGCUGCUAGCAAAAAGAGCUCCAACAAAAAUGACACCCAGGAAUUAAAGGAGUCGAUGCUCCAACUGAUCCAAGGCCGUCUUAAAACUGCUGCAGAGGAGCUGAAAUUACUGGCGAAUAUCUUCAGUUUGACGCCAAGCGAAUCCCAGCGAAAUCUAGACUUGGUGAAAGACAAGUUGCUGAAGAAAGAUUUGAUCUGGUCGGCGAAGCUGAAAGUGACAGUUGUGGAAGCAAGAGGACUCAUGCCAAUGGACAAGAACGGGCUCUCAGAUCCGUAUUGCGCAGUUCAAGUUGGCAAGCAUCACAAAAACACGACGACAAAGAAAGAAACCCUCGAUCCAAAGUGGAAUGAAUCAUUCGACUUCAAAGUUGAGAGCGCGCGUGAGUCCAUUAAAAUACGAAUCUGGGAUGAGGACGAUGAUCUGCGAAGUCGACUGAAAGACAAAAUCCUACGAGAAGCGGAUGACUUUCUCGGCCAAGUUGUGAUUGACAUACGCUCGAUCACAGGUGACUCGGAUAGCUGGUACGAGCUGCAACCAAGGACAGCGAAAACAACAAUCAAGGGGAGCAUUCGGAUAAAGAUUAGCAUGACACGGAAAACUGACAUUGAUGGGGAUGAAAAAUUAGCGACAAUUCCAAAUCAAUUUCUGAUUCUUCACAGCCACAUUCUUUCAUAUCUCCAAGACCUCACUGGAAACUCUAAUUCCUCGAAAACAAGUCCGAUAAUUUCCUGCUCUAGUUCGGGACAAGUCUCCGUUUCCAACAGAAUCGCCCAGAAAAUUCUGGAUUCCUUCACGAAGCACUACGGCAUCACAAAGAUCUUCAUUCAAAUGGCCACAUUCGGACAUUUGACCGAAAACUUAAAUAUGAUCGACGCGGCAGAAACACUUUGGAUUAUUUCUGGACAUGCCAUUGAGCAUUAUUGCCAUGAACCUAACACGGCUCAUCUGACAAUGGAUGAGCGCUUGUACGCAUCAAAUAUCCAAAAGCGCAACUUGAGUGGACAGGUGAAAAAGGCAGAAAUGUUCAUCCGAUUGAAGCUGAACUCCUAUCGCAUGCACUAUGGAAAAAAUUUGAAUGAGCCGACCGCGCACAAUUUGGAACUCUCGCUCAAGAUACUCAUCAAACUCGUUGAGUUCAAGGAGAAAGUCUUGAAGGAGAACAACAGCAAGCUCGACGAAAUGAUUCUCGACUGCUGCAGUAAAUGCCACGAAAUUACGUACGGGAAUGUUUUUCACGAAGCAGAAGAGUAUCAAGUAAGAGCAUCAAUUGCAGGCUCAGUUGAUGAUGGAGACGGACUCUGGCAGCAACAGGGUGAAAAUACUGAGUCGAGUUGUGACCACUCAGCUCCACUGGAAUUCUGGGAGCGUUUCUUGCGAUGCGUUGUUUCACUUGUAGAAGAAGAUAUGGUCUACUACUCGCCCAUUUUCACCUCCGUUAUUCCCGAUCUAAAGCUAACAACCUGCUCGGCGGUAAAGUUUUGGUCGAUGUUGCUAAAUGACUUGGUCGGGUUUUUGGAGCACGAGUCGGAUUGCCGCCAUUGGUCAACUACUUCCGACUACAUGAAGCUUCAAAAGCUUGUCAAGGAGGUUUACGAGAGGCUGAGUGCGAUGAUUGAUGAUAAAAAUUUCACUGGAUUAGCCCCUUAUGCUGAGCACUUCAUUCCUUUCACUUGCAUUUGGCUGGACGACUGUAUAAUUGAAUACUGUAAAUAUGUAGAGAAAAGCUAUCAGCUCGAUGAGUCUGACGGCUUUCAGCGAACAAACGAAUACGUCAAAUUCUCCAGCUCAGUUGUUGACUUGUUCGACAUGCUUAAUCAGCUGGGAGCGUCUACAUCAAAACUGCGCUCAGACUGCCACAAAUUUAAUGGAAUACUAGAAAACAAAUUUGCUCAAGUUGUGACGACUGCAAUUUUUCAUUACAUAGAAAUCUUCAUGAAGGAUUUUCGAAAGUACCUGAAUGAGGCUAACAUAUCCUAUGUGAUGACGAACAACAUUCAACAAAUUCGCGAACAGCUUCAAGAUCUUUACAUCACAAUGGGCCAGGACCAACUUCACCCAAAGGCGCAAGAAUAUUUCAGAGAAGCUCAAAGCAAGUUAUCCAAGACGAUAGACAAAUGCAUACGAAUGCUUGGAGUUUCUUUGAAGCCUUGUACGGAUUCUGGCAUCGUCGCAAUGUAUAACGAGCUCCAACAACUUAGCCAAAACUUAGCUCCCAAUUCAGCAAACAUUGCUGCAGCGAGAGAGCAAGUUUUCCAGGCACUUAUACCACUGAAAACGCUGAUUCGCACAGAAAGACCACUUACAAAUUUUCAAGUGGAAGUUAUAUCAAACGUCAUUGUUUCGCUUGAAGACUACUUUCAUCAAAAUGGGGAAGGAUUGAAAAAAGCAUUUUUCAACAAAGACAACUCCCUCCGCCAGCUAAAAUACACUCUCGACAAAUAUACAGAAGAAACAGACGUGCUCAUCUGGCGGCUAAUGGAUUCCUACACUUCAACAGCGAAAAAGAUGCCUCCUGAACUCAUUCGCCCUUCUAUCGUUCUCGCAUUCGAGCUCUCGCUCAUUAAGAGCGGCAGAAAAACUUUCUCCUUGACGGUGAAAGUCAAAUCUGUUGAGAACAUGCCGCUAGAAUUUUCAAAAGUCUUCCGCCCAUUCGUUGAAGUUGCCGUCUACGGUCCGUCUGUGGAACAGAUCGUUCAUGUCCACGCUACUAAAUCCAAGUACAACACUGCCAAUGCAAUUUUCGACCAAGAAUUCUCCUCAACGUUGUCCAACGACUGGCGCAAAUCCGAAAUUCAGUUCUCGUUGAAAGAUUUCUCGCUAAUCGGAGAGAACCGAUCUUUAGGACGGCACAUUGUGCGCCUCUCUAAUUUCAAAGAUCUCCCACAAGUCGCAGAAACUGCUCCGCUCACCAAGCCGACUCCUUUUAGCAACAAUGAAAACGUAUUAUUCCACUUGCUCCAGAAACGCUCAUUCGACAACGUCGCCAAACAGUUCAUCAGCUUGAAAGAUUUCAGCAUAGCAAACCACACAGCUUCAAGAUCAACUACGAGACAACAGAAAUAA
Molecule: messenger RNA, 3783 nt
Organism: Oikopleura dioica
Lineage: Eukaryota; Metazoa; Chordata; Appendicularia; Copelata; Oikopleuridae
Source: the annotation of a GenBank genome assembly